AUGUGGUACAAGUGGGAACAUAACAAUUAUGGGCAAUAUGAUCAUAAUGCAUGUCAUGACAGAAAUUAUGACGACAGUCAGUAUAUGGAAUAUCAGGAACCACCGUAUCACGAAGAAAGCCGACCGUAUCACGAGCACAGAGAUCCCAGAGACCAAGCUUAUCGUAUGAGGGGCCGUCAUGAGAGUGGCUAUCAGAAGGAUUUCCGUGGGGGAUAUCAGCAAAUCCAUGGAGAAUCAGGUCGUUACCAAAAUCUUUCAGAAUCUCAGCGAAAGAAGUAUCCCUAUAAGGGUUUUAAGCCCCAAAUGAAGGAAAGCGAUGUUAGAAUGAAGACUAGUACGGAAAAACCUGUAGAGCCAGGUGCGUACAAGCAGAACCCCAGUGAAACGAAGACGGUGCCCUCGCAGGAUAAUAAUCUUGCACAGGAGCCUGCAAAGCCUGCACAGCAUGAUGCAAAGGUUACACAGCAAGUUACAAAAACUGAAGAUAAUAAUAAAAAGCAUAAACAAGAUGAAACAAAGCCUGUACAGAAUGGAGCAAAACCUGCACAAGUCAGUGCCGCACCUACAAAAGAAGAUGCAAAACUUUUCAGCGAGAAUAAGAAGCCUUCAGAAGGUGUAAAGCCCUUAGAUAAGGGGGCAAAUCCUGCCAAAGAAGAAGUGAAAGUAGAACAGGCAGAUACAAAAACAGAGAUUAAAAAACACAGCAGAGAACCAGGUGGUUGGGCAGAUAUGUCCUCAGACUCUAAAGAGGCAGCUGGCCCCAGUACAAAGAGACACCCAGAACCAGUCGUGAACUAUGGACUCUCUCAUACGGCACAGGAGCUACGUAAAGCAUUUAUUUUGGCUAAAAAAGAAGAAAUCGAGUUGGCAUUUUCCCAAGACUGCAGGACAUUUGCAUGUGUUGCCAGCACAUUACUGAAGAAAGACCCAUCUCUUGAGGUUGCGGUGUCAAAUGCCCUACGGUCUACUCUGCAGGAUAUUGCUGGACACUGUGUGCAAGAACUGAGCAAAUUCAUUGACCACUAUGAUAAUAUCCCUGUAAACGUUUCAGAACGACUUCAGAACUCCGAUAUAUGAUGAACUGAUGCUGAC
Nanorana parkeri is the source of this 1092-nucleotide messenger RNA. RefSeq names its product periphilin-1-like. The transcript is spliced from 6 exons. The record is from RefSeq and is a predicted model, not a curated record. Gene Ontology annotation, biological process: protein localization to heterochromatin; negative regulation of DNA-templated transcription; negative regulation of gene expression, epigenetic. Bases 1 to 1077 code for a protein of 358 amino acids. Gene Ontology annotation, cellular component: nucleoplasm. Lineage: Eukaryota; Metazoa; Chordata; Amphibia; Anura; Dicroglossidae.